UUAUAAAAUAUAUGUAACAGAUGACAGUAGAUGAAACACGGAUUCAUCACUACACUCCUGAGAACAGGCACUACAAAAUACAACUGCUAAAAAUCUAGUAGCUUUAAUAGAAUGUACUAUAUUUAAUAUUUCAAGUAAUUGAUAAAUAAAUACUUGAAAACUUGACUUGACAAUGAAAAGCUACUACUUGACUUGAUUUCAAGUCCAGUCAAGUAGCUUGAAUAUCAAGUCAAGCCGUGAAUCUCUAAUGAAAUGGGAUCAGGCAGGUUGAUUGAAGGUAAUUAUAUUUUAAUAUUUUGACUUCAAAUUUGAAUUCAGAAGACUGAAUUAAAUAGAUGUGAGUUUCAUGCAAAAUUUGUGAAAAGGAAUUUGAACAGGCGCGAAAAAGUUAUUGAUUACGAAGAUCUCAGAGAUGUUGAUCAUAUUAAAGAUUUAAGGGCAGGACCGUAUCUAUAUAAGAAAAUAUAAUGGAUGAAAAAAAUUAUGGAAAAUGGUGGCGCCGUCACUUGAUUCUCCUAUGUACUUGUUGUUGACUUUCGAAUAAUUGAUAUUUAAUUUUUAAUUUGAUUACCUAUAUUGUUUUUUUUUUUGAUCACAUGUAAUUUGAGGUUAUGGGAUUAUUCUUUUUUUGCAUGGUAUGGCAUACUAUUUGAGUGGAUACUUUUUCUGGGAUUAUCCUGCAUGUAUUCCUAUUCAUCAUAAAUAAAAAUAAAUGAAAUUCAUCACGUCAAUCCUCUUCUCAAAUUGUAUUUUCGUAAGAAUUUGAAAAAGUAUGAAUUGAUUUCUCGAAAUAAAAUGAAAUUAAUUGUGCACUUAUUCAUCAGCUUUAUUUAUUGUACCUACCUAUACCUAUUCUCUUAAUUUCCCAUAAUUAAAAAAAUAAAUAAAUGUUCCCAAUUUAUUUUAUCUCGACUCACAUUUAAAGAGUAACUGCUUAUUAUUCUAAUCAAAUCACUUUGUGAGGAUGAAAGAGAUUAAUUAUUAUUUCAGUGUAGUGACAUGAGAUACUUCCUAGUUCCUACGAUGUUUCCAAUGUUAAUAAUAAUGAAAUUCUAUUCUUAGUUUCAGUUGAAAAUAUCUUACAAAAUUGUUCCCAAAACAGUUUCACCUAAAGAAUCGACUUUUAUUAUAAGGAUUAAAAAUUAUUCACACCCCACUUCAAUGAAUUUUGUCUAAAAUCGUUAGGCAGAUAUAAAGGACAGUUGCGAAUUCAUUCUGAAGUUUGAAGAAGACAAUGUUGAAUAAAGUUUCAAGAUGGAAACUGCUCUAUGGGUAUCCUCCUGGAUUGGUACGAAGCUCAGCAAGUAUCGUCAAGUUUUUUGUACAAUUUCACUUUUAAAGAACCAGUGUUUUUUUUUUGUAUUCCUGGAAUUAUUUCGUGUUUACGAGAAAUACCUGAAAGUCAGUUAACUUUAUGACAGUUCUCAGGCAGAUAAUCCCAGACGGUGUCGGUUAUGACGGUUAGCAGUUUUGGGUAUGACUUCUAUUAUAAUAUUUACAAAAUACUUGCACCCCCCUUUCCAUAAAUUUUGUCUGAAAUGAUUUUGCAGAAAUAACCGACAGUUCAUUCUGUAGCUUGAAGAAGAUAGUGUUAGAAAGAGUUUCAAGAUGGAAACAGCUCUAUGGGUAUCUUCUGGGCUGAUACGAAGCUCAGCAAUGAGUAUCGUGAAGUUUUUUGUGCCUAAAAUGAUAUAUGGUUCGGCCAGAGUAGCUCGUUAUUUUAUACCUAGAAGAAUCGUUAACUUAACGUCCAAGUGUGUAGAAAUUGUCGAAAUUGUCACAUCUUUUAUGACAAUUUUGGAGCAAGUUGAAGCUCUUGACCAUCAAUUAAAGGUACUCAAAGAGUCGUCCAUUGAUAAUGAGGAGGAAUAUGCGAAAGCGAAACUAAUCAAUAAUGAUUUGUGUUCCAAAAUUUCAGCAUUGGAACACCAGCUCAAAGAGUUGGAAGAAAAGAACGACGAAAGAAUCCUACAGGAACAGAUUAAAACCAAGGAAAUAGUUGAGAAACUUGAAUAUGAACAGCAAACGUUAUUGAAAGAAGCUGAUAGCAGGAUAUUCUCCUGUGAACAAAAGAAUGCCCAGCAUACAAAGGAACUUUGCAUGCAGAAAAUGAUCAUCGAAAAAAUUAAGGAAGACCGUGAUAAACUAUUAAAAGAAGUGCAAGAACUCAACAAUGAAUUAUUUUCUACAUCUACUAAAGCCCGAAAAUAUGAGGAACAGCUUGAAAAGGUUUCUAAAGAAUGUGAGGAGAAAACACAAAUGAUCGAAAAUAUAGGGACAGAGCUAGAUAAAUUGAAAAUACAAAAUGAGCAAGAAAUCCAACAAGCAUAUUUAGAAUUAUGUAGUUUGAAAGAGAAGAAUUUCCUCUUGGAAGAAUCAAACGAGGAUCUACAAACAAGCCUAUCAUCACUUUCCAGUAGGGUCACCCGCCUAGAAGCAUUGGCUGAGUACAGAGACCUAGUUUAUGGGCAGCCUUUCUGAGAAAUCCUGUUAGUACGCUUGUUGCUAUGAUUGUUUUCACAUCAAAGUUGUAGCUCCAAUAGUUUUGGAGCUACGAAUUUUUCAAUAGUCGUCUAUGAAUAUAAAACAUUACUCAAAGGUUCGUCAACACGUUUUAAUGAUCUAGUCGCUAUUCCAUUAACUCUGAAACUACACUGGUAAGAUUCCGGAGAGUUUCUAUUUACUCCAAAAUCAGUGGAUUACGAAUAUUCUCCAGAAUAGGAGAAAAUAAGCCAUUGGUAGAUUUUUUAUUUGUAUCAGGAUAUUGAUGUAUUUAUUUGUAAAUUUGUUUUGCCAUAUUUUAUAAUGUAGGUACAUAUACUUGUCUUAUUUUAUUGUAAAAAUUAUAUUGAAAAUGUUUUUCGCUGAAAAUUUGUAUCAUUGUGAAGUACACACUAGACGAAUCUCUCAUGAGAUAUGCGAUUGUCAUUUGGGGGAGUUGUUCUGAUACUCCAAAAAUCCGCUUUGAGGACUAUGCUGUGUCUGAACUCUGAAGUCCUAUCGGGAGUCCUAUAGAGGCAAGUUCAGACAAAAUCCGUAAUACUUUUUUAUAAUACAAACAGGACACGCAAGAAGAUCCAUUCUACCUUAUACAUUGUACAUUAACAGAGAAAAAUACACAAAUGUUAAAAAAUUUAUAAUGAACUCCCUAAAUCUAUCCUAAAUAUGAUAAAUUUCAAACAAUUCAAACGAAAACUUACUGAGUUAAUUAUAAAAAUCGAACCUUAUUCUAUUUCAGAAUUCUUAAAUUGUUCUUUUUAAAUUUACAGAUUGUAAUUCUAAUAAGUUCUUUCUCUAUGUUUUGUUUGACGCUUUCUCAUUUCUUUGUUAAUAACAACGAUUCUGAGAAUAAAGUUUUGUUUAUUGUUAUUGUUAUUUUGGUUUGUAUCCUACACAUUUAGGGAUUAACUUGUAAGAUAUCGUAUAGGUAAUUUAGAUUGAUUGUUCGAAAUAAUGUAGAAUUCACGAAAAAUAAAAUUUUUUUUAUAGAAGUUGAAACAUUAUUUGAACCUAGCGACUUCAAGAGAAGCAAAUUAUUCUUGAUCAACAAAGCUUCGAUUAUCUCCGUCCAAUCUAAUUCUCAAUGUUUCAUAGUCAGAUCAAGCCAAACGCCAAAACAGAUUUUGCAUUAUCCAAUAAAAAUUUACAAAUAUAAUUUCCAUACAUUUUAAAUAUGAUUUCUGGCAUAUGACCGCCACGGCUG
Molecule: messenger RNA, 3703 nt
Organism: Harmonia axyridis
Lineage: Eukaryota; Metazoa; Arthropoda; Insecta; Coleoptera; Coccinellidae
Product: structural maintenance of chromosomes protein 2-like
Exons: 4
Coding region: 1609-2481 (290 amino acids)
Biological process (GO): endocytic recycling; regulation of cytokinesis
Cellular component (GO): endocytic vesicle; recycling endosome membrane; cleavage furrow
Source: RefSeq, a predicted model, not a curated record